Molecule: messenger RNA, 1010 nt
Organism: Laetiporus sulphureus 93-53
Lineage: Eukaryota; Fungi; Basidiomycota; Agaricomycetes; Polyporales; Laetiporaceae
Product: Emopamil-binding protein
Exons: 6
Coding region: 52-693 (213 amino acids)
Biological process (GO): sterol metabolic process
Cellular component (GO): membrane; endoplasmic reticulum
Molecular function (GO): cholestenol delta-isomerase activity
Source: RefSeq, a predicted model, not a curated record
CUAACUUCCACGCCAUUCACCUUUCUCAACGUCGCCGACGUCCGUCCAGAGAUGUCGUCCGCACCUGAUACCCUCCCGAUAUUCACGCAGAGCUCGGCCUACUCCCUCGGUUUCGUCGUCGUCGUCGGCAUCGUCGCGUACGUCUCGUCGAAUUUGCUCCUUCCCAAAAAUGCGAGCUGGCAAGACCGCUUCACCUGGAUCUGGCUUGCAUUUGACGCGAUGAUCCACUUCACCUUCGAGGGCUCCUUCCUCUGGCUGUCCAUAUUCGGCCGGCAGGUCAACACCAGCAUCGGUCCCUUCGCUGAGCUGUGGAAGGAGUAUGCCCGCGCCGACGCGCGCUGGGGCUUCUCUGAUCCGACUGUUGUCUCGCUGGAGAUCCUGACCGUCCUGGGUGCGGGACCUAUGUGCUGCUACAUCCUCAAGCAACUCGCACAGGAUGAUCCUGCCAGGCAUUACUGGAUCGUAGUGCUGAGCACUGCGGAACUGUACGGAGGUUGGAUGACAUUCUGUCCCGAGUGGCUCACAGGAAACCAGUAUCUCAACACGGACAACGUGCUGCAUUUCUGGGUUUAUCUGGUCUUUAUGAAUGUGAUCUGGGUGAUCAUACCCAUCUGGCUCAUGAUCGAUUCCUAUCGACACAUUGCUCGCUCCCUUCGUGUAGCGCAGGUCGCUACCAGGGCCAAAAAGAACUAAUUUUGCUCGCCGGAACGGAGGGCAUUAGCUCACCGCUUUGGUGAUGCGAUUUGGACAUUGCUCAAUGGGAAAUAAUAUCAGUGAGAGAGGAUCUACCAGAAUACCCUGCUUUCUUGCUUUCGCAUCUUUGCGCUCUCCCAUUUAUACAAGCUAUUAUCGGCUGUAAAUUGAUACCUAUUGCUUUCGGUGUUGUGUUCACCUUCCAGCGAACUUCGAUGUCUUACUGUUGUUGCUUUCAUAUAUUUACUGAUUAAUCAAGACGAACGCAAGUGGUACACAUUGCAACUACAGCGCUCACGCCGUGAACCCCCCCCUCC